Gadus morhua (Atlantic cod) is the source of this 11372-nucleotide messenger RNA. RefSeq lists its product as uncharacterized. The transcript is spliced from 32 exons. The record is from RefSeq and is a predicted model, not a curated record. Gene Ontology annotation, biological process: telomere maintenance. Gene Ontology annotation, molecular function: nucleic acid binding; zinc ion binding. The coding region runs from base 372 to 11006 and encodes 3544 amino acids. Lineage: Eukaryota; Metazoa; Chordata; Actinopteri; Gadiformes; Gadidae. Gene Ontology annotation, cellular component: nucleus; chromosome, telomeric repeat region.
AAAUUAAAAGAAGAAGAAGAAGAAGAAGACAUCCUGAUCAUCGCCUUUUGAAGAGAGACGUCAGGAGUCGUGGUUCCCAGCCAAACAAAGCAACGAUAUUAGACAACUUUGGUUUGUUGGACCCUAGUCUGCCGCCGGGCCGCUCUAAGCCCCCUGAUUGGAGGGGCUCCACGGGAGCUCUCUCCCGAUUGGCCAGCAGACAGCUCGUUUUCAUUUGGCGCAGAUGAAGACCAAGCUAGCUCUGACUGAAAUUAGCAGCUCUCUUGCUGCUGGCAGCAGAAGGGUUUCCUCAACGUCUGUCUCCAACAACCCUGCUUUGUAUCAGCACAGGCCCCUUCACCCCAUCAACCAGCCUUCUGAAGGUCGCCAACAUGUCCCACGAUCUGUAUAACCCCUAUUCCCCUGAGAGCCAGGAUUCCCCACAUCAGCCCUACCAACCUCCAAGUGCCCACGUAGGCCCUGGAAAUGUUGGAGCGCCUUAUCACAUGGUCCCUGAUUCUACCCAUGCAUCUUAUGGUGUCUACGCCGGGACCUCUAUGAAUCCCAGCCACAUGUACCCAUCGAUGCACCCUGGGUCUAUGGGCUAUAUCCCUGUUCAGAGUAAGCCAACCACUGAAUUGGAGAGUUCCAUUGAUGUCCACAUCAAAAGAGCCCGACAGGAAGCGGGCCUCCAAUCGAUAUUAAAGAAGCCGGUGCCAGACCAGAAUACUCAUACACCUGCUUGGCCUCAGGGAUCUCUGGAUUUGGCGCCCACUGGCUAUAGAUCAUCACCGCCCAUCUCCGAUGGACAGUUUUCUAGAUAUUCAGAAACGAUGCCAAGUGGUGCCCCAAAUUGGCAUUGGCCUUUGGGCCAACAAACAAGCAAUUAUCACUCCACUUCAUUCUCUCCCACUGCAACAAACGUUCCCCCAUCACAUUACUCCCAAUCUUCUGAGCGAUAUCAAGUUUCCCGUUAUUCAAGUGGUGAUGAACAUGUUAGCAGCAACAGGCCUUCUACGGCAUCAGCAGAUUCUGCACCGUCUCCUCGAUCGUCACUGGCCUAUGAGCAUCCUUCCACCUCAAGAGAGGCUGAUGACAACCAGACCAGAUUCACCUGUAAUUCAGCCAUGGACAUCCUCCAACGCUUCGACCUUCAGGAAGAAGACUUGGAGGAACUCUGUGCCUACCCAGAAGACCAGCUCUCUCCCGCCAACCUACCCUACCUGCUGCGAGACAUCCGCCAAAAGAAGGCAAAAAACUCAUCGGCUGCCUCUCAGUCAAGCAGGGGCCACCAGGCUCAUGGCAGCCAGUGUGCCCAAGAAACCAGGGUGGCGUCCGGGGGCGAAGUAAAGCGUGAGGCGCAAGCUCCUCCUACCUUUCAGCAGCCGAGUAAAGUGAUUGAAUACGGACACACUCGUACAUAUACCUCAGGCUUCCGUGAAGAAGAAAAGGAUGGAGGACACCACAGAGGGAGUUAUAUGAGCCAAAUGCGGGACACUCAACCAAAGGAUGCAGCACCAGCCAUACCCAGUGUUCCAGUGUUCUCCAAUGGUUCACAGAGAUCCAACAUCUGUUCCCCUGUUUACAGUCCAUUACCAAGUGUGAAGGCUUCCCUGAGCCAAAGGCCAGCCACCCAGUCCAUCCAGACUGCCGUCGCUUCCCCACAGAAGGAACCUAUUGCGUUGCAGCCAGUAGCACCUGUUGCUAAACCUACUGCCACCAAUAUCAUACCCAAGAGGAAUUCCGGUGCUCAUCAUGUGGCGUCUUCAGGAUGUCAAAAAGCAGCUCUGGGAGCCGGAAUUACCAGUCACAGACCAGCUCCAGGUACUGGAACUAAGAGUGAGAGACCAGCACCAGGCCCCAGAAGUACCAGUCACAGUCCCGCUCCAGGCGUUGGAACUACCAUUCAAAAACCAGCACCAGGAAUAGGAACUUUCAGUCACAAACCUGCUCCAGGACCUGGGAAUACAAGUCAGAGACCAGCUCCAGCCACCAAUCCAGGGCCACUUCCCAUCCCCAGGUCCAUCCCUACGAACCAGGGCCCCCCUCCAGCAUCUGAUGAAUCCAUCCAGAGACCUCCGCCAGUCAAGCCAGCCGACAAGAGAGUGCCGACGGCGGCCAUGAUCCGCGACUACAUGGGUGUCAAACCUGAACUUUUCCCCCACAACUGUAGUCUCUGUAACAAACCUUGUUUUGGCAUGAAGGACUGGCUAGAACACAGGAAUCACAUAGUCCACCUUGCCGGUUGCAGACUUCUACGCAGACAGUAUUCUGAAUGGGAGCCGGAUACAGUUUCACUUGACUCAGCCCCUGAAGAAUCCCAGCAACCCCCCACGACAACCGCAGUCCCCGCCUCCUCCCCGAGUUCCAGGCCCAGUCUACAGGCAAUCAGCCAUGGAGGUCCUGGCCCGUCAAACUCUGCCCCUCCCUUGCCGAGGAGCACUUUGGAAGCACUCAUGUCUUGGACUCCACCGAGGAAGAGAUCAAGGUCAAAGUCUUCAGGAAGGAAAGGAUCCAGGUCUCCACGGACGAAGAGGUCAAGGUCUCCACGGACGAAGAGGUCAAGGUCUCCACGGACGAAGAGGUCAAGGUCUCCACGGACGAAGAGGUCCAGGUCUCCACGGAGGAAGAGGACAAGGUCCCCACAGACGAAGAGGUCAAGGUCAAAGUCUUCAGGAAGGAAGCGGUCGAGUUCAAGAAAGAGGUCAACGACGCCAGCGAGAUUGCGGUCCCCAGAUUGGAAGCGAACCAGCGGUAAAGCUAGCUCACCCCGUAGCUCCAGACCUAUCCACAGCCGUAGAAGCCGCUCCCGUUCCUUGUCAAGCUCCUCCCCCAGCUCCGACCGUUACCGUGGCAAAAGGCCGUCCUCACCAGCCAGGAGUUCUAGGCGAAGCUCUGGGUCCCCACGAAGGGGUCGGGGGUCACGAUCGCCCCGACAUGCACGUGUUACCAGACCCAACCGCAGGUCACGCUCUGGGUCUCGAUCCCCGCACCCCUCCUCUCAGCGAAGACGGUCGCGCAGUCACGAUGGGAGGUCUUCGGGUCGCAGACAAGAGGAGACCAGCGUAGAACAGCUGGCCAGGAAACUACUGGAAUCCUCUGGUGUCCAGAGCUUCACUGGCUCCUCCAGUCUAGAGCUUGUGGUCCAGUCUCUGGCCCCAGUGCUGCUGGCAGAGCUGGCCAAGCUGAAGGCCACUUCAUCAUCAUCCUCUGCUUCAUCUAAAGAAAAGAAGCCAUCCUCCCCCUCGUCAUCUAGAGAUGAACAGAAGCAGUCAUCCUCCUCAUCUAGAGACGAGAAGAAGCCAUCCUCCUCAUCUAGAGAUGUACAGAAGCAGUCAUCCUCCUCAUCUAGAGACGAGAAGAAGCGAUCCUCCUCCUCCUCAUCUAAAGAUGAACAGAAGCAGUCAUCCUCCUCAUCUAGAGACGAGAAGAAGCCAUCCUCCUCUUCCUCAUCUAGAGAUGAACAGAAGCAGGCAUCCACUUCUUUGACCAAAGGAGGGAAUGAACCACCUUUGUCCUCUUCCUCUGUUAAGGUAAUCAAGAAGGUGCUGGUUAAGAAGAGUGUACCAACUAAAUCUGCAAAACCUCCAGGGUCGGGUCUCCUGGGAUUUGUACCGGCCCACCCUCCCCUGCUCCUGUCUGGGCUUCCCUCCACGGUCACCCAGCAGCAGGUGUUCUCCGCUGUAGAGAAGUUCGGAAAAAGCAGACUCAUUUCUGUGGCGCAACAGCGACAAGAGGCCACGGUGUACUUUCUACAAGAAGCUGCUGCUCAUGCCUUGCUCGGCUUUACGGAGCUGAAGAUUGGUGGAAAUCCAAUCACUGUGACACAGAAAGCCGUGCAAUGCAACAAGACGACUGCGCUCGGUACCAAGGGGACCACGCCUGGCAACAAGAAGGCCACGCCUGGCAACGCGACAACCACGCCUGGCAACAAGACAACCACGCCUGGCAACAAGAAGGCCACACCUGGCAACACGACUACCAUCCCUGGCAACAAGACAACCACGCCUGGCAACAAGACAACCAUGCACGCCAACAAGACGCCUACUCCCAGCAAGUCAACAAUCACGCCUGACAACAAGGUGACCACACCCGGCAACAACACAGCCACGACUGGUAAAAAGACUGCCCCGUCUGGCACAGGACCAAUUAUGCCUGGCAACGAGGCCGCAAUCCCUGACAACAUAACAGCCACGCUUGUCAAGAAGACUACCAUGCCAAGCAACUCAACGACUGUGCCUGGCAGCACAACAACGCCCGGCAACAAGAUGAGCACGCCUGGCAACAAGACUGCCACGCCUGGGAACAAGUCUGCCACGCCUGGCAUCAAGAAGGCCACACCUGGCAACACGAAGGCCACACCUGGCAGCACAACUAUCAUCCCUGGCAAGGCCACCCCUGGCAACAAGAAGGCCACCCCUGGCAACACGACUACCAUCCCUGGCAACAAGACAACCACGCCUGGCAACAAGACAACCAUGCACGCCAAUAAGACGCCUACUCCCAGCAAGUCAACAAUCACGCCUGACAACAAGGUGACCAGACCCGGCAACAACACAGCCACGACUGGUAAAAAGACUGCCCCGUCUGGCACAGGACCAAUUAUGCCUGGCAACGAGGCCGCAAUCCCUGACAACACAACAGACACGCCUGUCAAGAAGACUACCAUGCCAAGCAACGCAACGACUGUGCCUGGCAGCACAACAACGCCCGGCAACAAGAUGGCCCCGCCCGUUAACGUAACGAUCACACCUGGCGGCGACACGACCACAACCGGCAACACGACAACCAUGUCUGAAAACAAGACGCCCACUUCCAGCAACAUAACACCCACGCCUGAAAACAAGGCAAUCGAGCUCAGCAACAACACUGACAUGCAAGGCGACACAAGGACAAUGCCUGUACAACCGGUGGCCCCUCCAUCUCUGGUUGCCAAAGUCUUCCCCACAGUCCUCUUCCUCAAAUCAAUUCAAUGUCUGGAUGUUCGGUGUUGGAAAUGGAAGGAUCUCCUACCCUACGCCACCAGUGGUGCCACCAUCAUGGUGACUGAUCUGCCAGAGAUGGAAUGCGAUGCUUCCACCUGGUCUUCGUUCACACGAGUUUUGGAGAAGUUUGGCAACGUCCAAUGUGACAAAUGCUUCAUCCUUCCUGAAAACUGCACGGCGUUUGUAUCCAUGAGUGCCAAUAAGGUGGCAGCACUGAUGAAGUCGCUGGUGAUGGGAGCCUCCUUGAACUCCAAAACUGUCCGCUGUCACCUUCUGAAGGAGAACGCCCUCGAAUCUCCGAUCACCUUCUAUAAACAUCUUCUGCGCUGGAGUGAAAAGCUUUAUGAUGAGUCUACAUUGGAGUACAGACUGGUGUACAUCAGCAACAUUCCUGUUAACAACUACUGGAUGUUGGCCUUCAAUGAAGGCCUCAGAAAGACCGGAGGAGUCAGGCUCUACCUGCCGCUGAUUGGCAAGAUAUUUGUAGAAUUCGUCACGGUGGAGGAUGCAGACCGAUUCGGUGUCUGGCUGUCCGAAUUUCGGCCGUCAAAGUUGAAGAGAUGGAAAAUCUGUUUCUCGCGUCCUGGCCUCGACCAAGACGUAUAUGAACUCUUCAAGGCAGGGCGUGAAGAUGCAUUCUUGAUUACGCUGUUCACCCAGACCGUAUUCUAUCCCACCCUGUCCCCCCAGUUCUACACCCCUGCACACAGGACGGUGAACGGACCAGAAGACCUUGAGUGGGCGGGGAAACAUUUGACUGGGCAGAGCGUAGUCAUGGUGACAGGGCUGGCGUUAAGCACCUACCGCCACAUGGACCUCGUGGAUAAGGUGUGGCCUUACUUCGUGGAGAAGGACAUCAGCCGUGUGUACUACUCCGUAGUGAUACUACCUCUGCAGAGAAGGGCCUUCAUCCACUUUGACGACGCUUUGAAGUGUAAGGAGUUUGUCUCAGAUUUCCUCCACAAGCCGUUCACUAUAGGAGGAUCUGACCUCACCCUCCACUUCGUCCUGGACCAUCUUGAGCCCUGCACCUCAGAGCUGCAAUUGUACAACAGACUGCUGCAAUGGACCAAUGUUGAGUGUAACAAGGCUGAUCACCAGGACCAGCUGAUACUGAAGGAGAUGGAUUACUGCAACAGGGAAGAUCUGAGGUUCACCUUUAAAGACAUAUUGAGAAGAACAAGCCCCAACAGCUGGGUCAGCUGCUUAGUCCUCGCCAACCGGGUGGUUUUCCAGAUCGUUAAUGGAAGACCGGAUUUAUUGAAUAUGCUCAAUGCUAAAAAAAGGAGGACUCAAGGUCAAUAUGGGAAAAAUCGGGAAGGGUGGAAAUCGGUAAGCGAUUUCACGUCAGGCAUUCAGAAAAUAGAUGUCAGGACUGUGAUCAACAGUCCCCAGCAUGCAAAGUCUGGCCAAUCGCCACCGGACCCCUCAGGUCCUGGCCCCUCAGGUCCUGGCCCCUCAGCGCCUGGCCCCUCAGGUCCUGGCCCCUCAGCGCCUGGCCCCUCAGGUCCUGGCCCCUCAGGUCCUGGCCCCUCAGGUCCUGGCCCCUCAGGUCCUGGCCCCUCAGCGCCUGGCCCCUCAGCGCCUGGCCCCUCAGCGCCUGGCCCCUCAGGUCCUGGCCCCUCAGGUCCUGGCCCCUCAGGUCCUGGCCCCUCAGCGCCUGGCCCCUCAGCGCCUGGCCCCUCAGCGCCUGGCCCCUCAGCGCCUGGCCCCUCAGCGCCUGGCCCUAGCCCCUCAGCGCCUGGCCCCUCAGGUCCUGGCCCCUCAGGUCCUGGCCCCUCAGGUCCUGGCCCCUCAGGUCCUGGCCCCUCAGCGCCUGGCCCCUCAGCGCCUGGCACCUUAGCAGCUGGCCCCUCAGGUCCUGCUCUCCUAACCCCCGUGGCUCCUGCAGAACUCGGCGCCUCAGCCCACGACCAGGACUGGCCCCCGGGCUCCGGCCCCCAGCCUCCAGCCCUGAGUCAGGAGAUGUACCUCUUCUUUGCUACGGCCAUCCACCAGCAUCGCCAGGCCAGAGUCGAACAGGAAGUGAGACGAGGUGGACAGGAAGGAAGCCAGAGAGAGCAGGUCUCAAUGGACUUCGACAAGACCACCUCCUCUUCAACGACAGCCCACUCCUCAUCCUUGUCUGGAGCCACAGUGUCCUCCUCACAUCUCCCCAAGUCCUCCUCAUCUUCUUGCGAUCUCCCAAAGUCCUCCUCUUCUUCUACUUCUUCUUCUCUCCCUCCUCCGGCCGGAGUAGUCCCUUCCUCUUCUGAACAGAACACACAACAGAAGUGUGAAGAAUCUCCUGUCCAGGUGUCUGAGGCUGUUGACACGACACUCACUCCAUCGCCUACCAGCCAGGAAGGGUCACGCAUCACUACCACGGAGGAGGCGGAGUCUCUUCCUGCCUGUCCACCAAUCACAAGGAAGGAGGUACUAAGUGUAGCAGCCAUGGUAUGUGAAGAUGACAUGGCGAGGCCUGGCCACAUGAUGGCAGCAGAGACCUCUCUUAAAAGUGCAUCAUCACUGACGGGAAAGGAUGUCUUACAAACUGAUCCAUGUCUGGAGGAAGAGGGGAAGAGAAAGGCCCAGCAAGAGUUAACCCUCACAGGAAAGGAUGUGGUCGUCUCUCCCAGCGAAGACAUGAAGGAGAACAGUGUAGAGGUGGAUGAAACACAAGAGCAGCUGGGUGAUGAAAAGACAAGCAACCAGAUGCUCCGUUUGAGGCCAGAGUGUGGCGAGGAGACGCCACACCAAACCCCGGUCCAGCCUGAGACACCAAGCCUCCCUGACCCUGAGAGCCAGACCUCUGAACCCCAAGAGGAGGAAAUGUUGGCCAAAGUCGCUGAUGAAGCUGAGCCAUUCCAGGAGGUCCCAGAGCACAAAGAGAUUUUGGAAGAGGGGAAGAAUACAAUUGUAGAAGAACAAAUGCCUUCUGUGAAUGAAGAAACCCCAUCGGUAGUUUCGGAGGCAGCUGAUGCUUUACUCAACGGUGCAUCGACAGAGGAAGGAGACACCAACCAGCUCAUGGACUGUGUUGAAGGAUCUCCUCCCAAAGAGGAGGAGCAGAAGACCAAGGAAACCCAAGAGGAGCAGAAGACCAAGGAAACCCCAGAGGAGGAGCAGAAGACCAAGGAAACCCAAGAAGAGCAGAAGACCAAUGAGCAGAGCAACAAGGAAGAGCAGAGAGGCAAGGAGGUGCAGACCAACAAGGAGAAGAACAGCAAGGAGCUCAAAGAGGAGGAGCAGAGAAAUAAGGAACCCACAGAGGUCGAGCAGGGUAGAAAGGAUCCAACAGAGCAGGAACAGGGUAACAAGGAUCCAACAGAGGAGGGGAUUAAGAAAAAGGAGCCAACUGAGAAGGGGCGGAACUCCAGGGAGCAGAGCAUCAAGGAGGAGCAGGGUAACAAAGAGGAGAAGAACAGCAAGGAUCCCCCAGAGGAGGAGCAGGGUAACAAGGAGCAGAGCAACGAGGCCCCCACUGAAGGGGGGGACAACAAGGGGCCCGCUGUAGAGGCGGGUGCUCCUGAGAUGGAACAGCGACGAUCUAAGAGAGGUCACCCAAGUCCAGCGACCACGCCGCUGUCCACCAGACGCUCCACCAGACGCUCCACCAGGCACUCCACCCCCUCCAUGAAGAGGGAAAGCCCUGGGGAGCUACCAGUGGAGAAGGCAGUCUCUGUAGAAGUGGAAGCCUCCUCCUCCCCCCGGGGAGGUGCAAGCCCUUCCUCCGGGGCCCCCCUCCCCCAAGGUCACCCCCAUCCAAAGGAAGAAGAGGUAGAAUACCAGGUGACGGACUCUGUGGAAGGUGAGGUGAUCGAGGGAGUCCAGCUCCCCACCAGGAGGAAGAGGGGAAGGCCAACCAAACAGACGGCCAAGAACGUCCGGAUGAAGAAGGAGCAGCCCACUGCCCCGGUAGCAGAGGAGUCCGGCAAGAAGCCAGAGGAACCGUUGGAAAACCAGGCCGGUCCAACCAGGAAAGAGACCAAACCCCAGGAGGCCCCAGAAGAGAAGUCGAGAGGCCAAGAGGAUGGUGCAGAAGAAAGCCAAAUGGGCGACAUAGUGACCCCAAGCAACGCCAAACCAAGGGUCUCCGACGAAGGGGUCAGUUUGGAGGAGGUGGCUACAUACCAGGUACUGGACUCUGUGGAGGACGAGGAGCUGGAGGUGAAGGAGGGGCCACCCGUGACGAGGGGCACUAGGGGCAGAGGAAGGAAGGCCAAAACCCCUACGAGGAAGGAGUGCAAGCGGAGUCUAGAUGAAACCGUGUUUGAGGUGUUGGAUUCCAUCGGGGGCGACGUGUUGGAAGACGCGCCAGCGCCAGAACAACCAGGACGACCCCGACGGGGGCUAGCGAACAAUGACCCAACGCCUGAAAAAGAUGGAAAGGUAGUACCUGACGACACUCCUGAAGGAACGCACGGCAAGCAGGAGCAAGUCAAGAAGGAACAGGAGGUGGCCCGUCAAGUCAUGGAGGAGCCACAAGGUGACGAGCAGCCUGCUGCCGGAAAGAGAAGGAGUGGACGAGGGAGGAAAGAGGAGGUGGCGGUCUCUGGGACCUCCAAAAUGGCCGCCAAAGAAGGUCAACAGAGGGUGAAGGAGGAGGAGGUGUACCAGGUGGUGGACUCCACCGAAGAUGACCCCCAUGAGGAGGAGCACGUCGACCCCCCCGGUCCAAGGAGAAGGAGCCAGCGGAGGGACCCAGCACCGGCCGUGACCAGAGCCCCCAGAAGGCCUGCUUACUCCACCCAAGGGGAGGAGCCUGUGUACCAGGUAGUGGACUCAGUGGGGGGCGAGGAGGAACCGGCUCCAGUGGAGGAACAGCCGCCAGGGUUAGAGCCUAGGAGGGGGCAGAGAGGUCGUAAGGUCGCGGGGAGCGACUCCGCGACAGAAGACAAAGCGGCAAAGAAGAUGAAAACCACGGAGCAAACCGUACUGCCCAAAGUAAAGGAGGGUGUUGGAGCAAAGAAGGUGAUGGACGGAAGGAAGGAGAGCCAGGAGCAGGAGGAGAACGCUCUGGUGAGUCUGGAUGAGGUCAGUGAGGAAGAGGAGGACUACCCCGACGAUUCAGUUGAGGAGGAAGAGCUGAGGAAGAGGCAGACAGUCGAGGAGAGGCGGAGAGAGGAGGAGGAGGAGAGGAAGCUGGGAGAAGGAAUGGAGGGGCUGGUGACCCUAGAUGAGGUUGGAGAGGAGGAGGGGGAUGAGGAAGAGGUUGGUCCUGGAGGAGAGGAAGAGAGUGGAAGAAGAGGGGAGGGCAUCACAGAAGAAGAACUGCAGGCGUUGGUCACUCUGGACGAGAUUGUUGAGGAGCCAACACAUUCAGAGCCCCUUCCAGACGACCAAUCAGAGGCCAGGUUGAAUACUGAGACGGUCUGUGAUGAAGAGCAAGCGUCUUCCUCCAUCGUUGGUGAAUGUAAACAAAGCGAGGAGCAAGCAGAGGAGUGUGUGAGCUUCGUGACCUUGGACGAGGUGGGAUACGAGGAGGAGGAGGAGACACAGCCACGCAGCAAAAGAGGUAGACAGGCUACGGAGAGGAAAUGCACCAGGAGAGAACAGCAGCAACAACAACAACCAGCAACGGCUAAACCCUCGGGGGAGGAAUCCCCGCCCAUCCCAGCCCAUGCUACCUCCCUAUUGGCCGGCGAGCCCAGGGCUGUUUUGAGCGUCAAAGGAGCAGAGCCAAUGGCAGAAAGCCCCGCCCGGGAUGUUGAAGAGACGGGGUCUGAGGAGACAAGGCUUCUGAGGAAAGCUUCCAGUAAAGCGAGGAGGGUGAAGGAAGAGGCGGAGCCUAAGAGAGUCCGCUCUUACUCUCCCUCCGUUGCCAACGACUACACCCUGCCCGCGUUCACCCCCAACAACCCCCUUGGGUCGGAGCAUGUGGUUCCUGGGUUCUACUGUAAUCUGUGUUCUGUGUUCUACAAAAACGAGACCAGCGCCAGGACACUCCACUGCAGCCGCUUGGGUCACUACAACAACCUGAAGAAGUAUUAUCAGGGACUCCAAGAGGAACAAUCCAGGAGCCAAUCAGGAGGCUCUACUGCUGGCAACUCCCCGAAAUGACUCUAGCCCCGCCCACAAACAACCGUCUCUUCAUUGGUUUCACCGGAAUAUGGAGGAGUCUCAUCUACGUUGUUCAAUAAUUUUUUUAUAUCGUUUUGAGUGUGUGAAGAAGGAGAUGAGUUUGUUUAGCGCCAAAAGAAAAGGACGAUGUGUACUCUGAUCGUUCAGAGUACAGAAGGACAGAGGUCUGCACUUCCCAGGUCGUUAUUAGAUGGCGUUCAAGAUAUAGAAGACGGCGCUGGUCUUACUUUUUACUUACUUUUUACUACUUUUUACAGGAGUCAUCAUGGUGUGACCGCUUUAUUAAAGCAUGUUAUGUUCAAUGAUUUCAAAUAACAACGUUCAAUAAAAGUCAGCAAAAAUUGA